AUGGGGUCGGGCUCCUCGCGCCACGGGCCGCCGGCUCCUGCCGACUCGGCCAAGAUCAAGCCCCCCAAGAAAUUCUCGUACGCGGACGUCCGACUGAUGAAGAAGUUCCUGCCGUCCUUCGUCUACUACGAGAAGUCGACCGAGCAGCACCGACAGAUCGCGGCCCAGCACUGGGACAAAGUCUUCAAGGACGCCCCCACGCAGCGCACGAGCCAUGUCGCGUCGGCCACUGCGAGCAUGCACAAGGAGGCCAAGCACAUCACCAAGGCCCAGAACAACAAGAUCACGGAGCUCUACGACGUCUUCUACGCGUACCUGGAGGAGCACGGCGGCGACCUGAAGCACGUGUUCCGGUCGUCCAUGCACGUCCGCGGCCGCGUGCUCGUGCACAUCAGCGCCGGAAUGCGGACCAUGUUGGCGUCCGAGAACAUCGCGGAGAAGAUCUUGGCGCUGACCAAGACACAUCGGCGGUUCGGCGUCAAGCUCGAGCACUACGACUGCGUGGGGCGCGCGCUGCUGCACGCCAUGGAGCGGACUUCAGGCGACAACUGGAGCCCCGAGAUCGACGACGCGUGGAGACGCAUGUAUUCCCAUUCGAGCGUCAUCCUCAUCCGCACGCAGAAGAAGACCGAGAAGCAGGCCAGCAAAGACUCCAGGCGCGCGGCCAAGGAGAAGGACAAGUUCGCAAUGGUCAACGUCGGGCCGUCCUCCAACCUCGUCAUCACCAAGACGGGCCGCGUCAACUUCUACACAAUCAUGACCUCGCUCCGCAGCCGAAGAGAGGGCAGCAAAACCAGCGCCAAGGUCACAGGAGCUCAGAGUGAACGGGAGAUCGGGCCUCGCAGCCCGAUAAUCCCGUAG
Molecule: messenger RNA, 861 nt
Organism: Phytophthora sojae
Lineage: Eukaryota; Oomycota; Peronosporomycetes; Peronosporales; Peronosporaceae
Exons: 1
Coding region: 1-861 (286 amino acids)
Biological process (GO): cellular response to nitrosative stress; nitric oxide catabolic process
Cellular component (GO): intracellular anatomical structure
Molecular function (GO): nitric oxide dioxygenase [NAD(P)H] activity; FAD binding; heme binding
Source: RefSeq, a predicted model, not a curated record